GUGGUGAUUUUAAUCAGAGGCGGCGCGUGCCUUGUAGACCUUAGUAGCGAUGAUUGAGCACGUGAAAGAACAAACGUCAGUGUGUUAAGUCAUUUACAAACAAAUCGAUCUUCUUCUCUGUCGCAUCUACAUUUUUCCCCUGUUUUGUCACAAUGUUUGACCUAAAGAAGAGGAACAGUUUGACACUUCGCAGCAGCCAUGACACGGAGGAGUUCAGACGAGUGGCUGUCAGACGCAAAGUUAAAGGAGCUGCUGUGGACUGCGACGCCUCUCACCCAGUAGCAGGCAGUGGAGUGUGUGGCUCAUACAUCAGCGGCAGUGCUUGUGACAGCUUCUAUGGAUCAGAACCUCACUCCAAAAUUGAAGCAGAGGAAGACGGGGAACGAGUCCCAGUCAAAAGAUCACCUGUCAAACCACAAGUGCCUCCUAAACCAGCUCACCUGCAAAGCCUUCUGAGUCCAGGACAAGCUCAAGCCCACAGUCCUACUUCAGGAAAAUCAGUACCUCAUCAGGUUAAUGGUUCAGACCAGAGACUUUCUGUUGCCUGUAUCAGCCCGUCAAGGACUCGUCAAGGCUCCCCUAGUCUUGUCAGAGGAGGAAGCUGUUUUUUAAAAGGUGUAUCUGGGGUGCAGAUCAGCCCUUCCAGACAUACUCAUGGGAUUCCAAAUCUUACAAGCAGUCCAGGUUCAGGAUCUCCCAGUGCAGGCAAAAGAGGCAUACAAAGCUGUAGCCAACUGAAGGGAGGAGAACACGGCCCUGCAAAGUAUUCCCCAAGGAACCAGAGCCCUCUAAUAAGAAAACUGCAGACCCCUAGCCCAAUGCACGGCAAGAUGGGGAGCAACAGCCCUGCCAAGUACUCUAAAUCCUGGCUUGGACUAAACCGAAUACCAAGCGUAAAGUUGGAAGGACAAGAGAAGAAAGAGGGGAAGUCUUUGAGUGUGCCUGACUUGAUUUUUCACUUGGAUGAAAGCAGGUUUUUCCCCACUGAAAAAGUUGAACGUCCUCCGCUGAAACUGCUGCAAUCACCCAACCUCGACAGGCCAGCCAUCAACAUAAAAUCCCCCGCAACCUAUGGACUAAAUCAUUCCACAAAUGAAGCCCAUCUAUCAAACGACGACAAAGAGCUUUUCCCACCACAAAUGAAUGGCACAGUGCAGGUGAGAGAUUCCACUGCAGUGAAGGGGAAGGGGACAGAUGAUAAAAUGGAAGAAGGCAAGAUCUCAUAUGGCUGCAAGUGUGCCUGCUUGUGGAAUGGGGCAUCUACAGAAUAUAGCAUGCUUCAGAAGGAGUCUAAUGAUGAACAAAAGGAUGAGGGGAAGGGAAAGGUGAGAGAAGGAGCUGAGCCAAAAGAUGAAGAGAACACAGAGCAGAAGCUGUACAAGAUAGCCAAAGAACUCCUGCAGACAGAGAGGGCUUAUGUGGCUCGUCUCCACCUGCUGGACCAGGUGUUCUGCUCACGUCUAACAGAAGAGGCGGGCCGAGGCUCUUUCCCCCCUGAUGUCAUCAAAAAUAUCUUCUCCAACAUUUCAUCUAUCUACUCUUUUCACAGUCAGUUUCUGCUUCCUGACCUGGAAACCUGCAUCAGUCACUGGUGUGAGAGCCCAGGCCUGGGUAAUGUUCUGCUGCAGAACGCACCCUUCCUCAGGAUGUAUGCAGACUAUGUCAGGAACUUCGACCAGGCCAUGGAGCUGGUCAGGACCUGGACAGAACGCUCGUCUGCCUUUCGAAAUAUAAUCCAGGACAUUCAGAGUCAGGAGGCGUGUGGCAACCUGACCCUGCAGCAUCACAUGUUAGAGCCAGUCCAGAGAGUUCCACGUUAUGAGAUGUUACUCAGGGAUUACCUAAAGAAACUGCCCGUAAAUAACCCAGAUUAUGAUCUUUCUCACAAAUCCUUGCAGACCAUUUCCAUGGCAGCCACCCACUCAAACAGUGCCAUCCACAAAGCUGAGAGCCUCAAGAGGCUGCUGGAGAUCUAUGAGAUGGUUGGAGAAGAGGAAGUGGUCAAUCCAACCAACGAGUUUCUCAGGGAAGGCCGUCUGCUCAAGCUUGCUGCCAGGAACACAUCUGCCAUGGAGAGGUACCUAUUCCUGUUCAACAACUUUCUGCUGUGCUGCACUCCAAAGUUCAGCCUGGUUGGGCAGCGCUUUACUGUCCGCUGCAGGAUUGGAGUGGACGACAUGCAGGUGCAACAAACCACCAAUGAAGACCACCCACACACCUUUCAAGUUUCUGGAAAGGAGAGGACUCUUGAGCUGCAGGCCAGCUCUGAAGAAGAGAGAGAUGAUUGGAUAAAGGUCAUUCAGGAAGCCAUUGAUGUGUUUGAAAUGAAGAACGAAACCUUCAAACUGGCUUCUAAGGAGCCAAAUAUAGAAGACUCAACGGAGGAGCUUGGCCGGCGUGCCCCUCGUUGGAUCAGAGACAACCAGGUGACCUUGUGUAUGAAAUGUCAGGAGCCUUUCAACGCAAUCACCAGGAGGAGACACCACUGCAGAGCCUGUGGCUGUGUUGUGUGCUGGAAGUGUUCAGACAAUAAAGUGGCUUUAGAGUAUGAUGGGAACAAGCUGAACAAAGUGUGUAAAGCCUGCUACUCCAUCCUGAGCUGCCAAAGAGGGGAAAGGUCAGAGGGGAAGAAAAGGAGAAUGCUGGAGUCUGAGGCAUCUCUAGUGUCCACUGACCGCUUUAGGCUUCCUGCUGUUCGGGGACAACCCGAAGACCAUGCAACAUGUUUGGUGUGUCAUCACCAGAACAGACUCUCCUCCUGUCCUUAAUCUGUACACAGCUACUCAGGACUUGAAGCCCUUGACCUGUAUACCUCUACCGGGCUGCAGUGUGAAGGAUUCCCCACAGGACCUCUAGGGUCAGCCUUGUUUCUGUUUGACUCGAUCAAAAACCACCCACACUUUCUCCUGCGAGAGCUCGGAAGUCAAACAGAGCUGGCUGACUGCUCUGAAAGUAUCUGUGACAGGUUGGCAGCAUCUAUACUCGGUGACUAUGACAACAUCCCUGGUGGCUUCAGAUGUGACGUUAAUGGU
Messenger RNA from Labrus mixtus (cuckoo wrasse), 3032 nucleotides. RefSeq names its product FYVE, RhoGEF and PH domain-containing protein 4-like. Gene Ontology annotation, cellular component: cytoplasm. Gene Ontology annotation, biological process: filopodium assembly; cytoskeleton organization. NCBI's taxonomy places the organism in Eukaryota, Metazoa, Chordata, Actinopteri, Labriformes, Labridae. The record is from RefSeq and is a predicted model, not a curated record. Bases 153 to 2768 code for a protein of 871 amino acids. The transcript is spliced from 15 exons. Gene Ontology annotation, molecular function: guanyl-nucleotide exchange factor activity; metal ion binding.